UUAUGCUCAAGAGAUUGUUAUAUAUUGUUCCAUAUUACAUAUAUAUAUAUAUAUUUCUUAAGAAUUGGAACAUGGUGUCUUGAUUAUUGGACACUUGGUAGUGAAUAUUGAAAUCUUUUAUCAACAUCUGUAUAAAAAAAAACAUCACAAAUCCAUAAAUCAAAUCAGCUUUCUUUGUGAAAAUGUAUAUUUUUUUGUAUGGAAUAUUCUAUUUUUUGUUUAUUUCAUUCUAAACUCCUCUUCAACCCUUUUGAGUAUAAGGAAUGUGAAGUAAAAUAGGAAGACUUUUGAAGAACUGUUUGAUGUCUGCUUUGGAUUUUGAAUAGAUACAUAUGACAUAAAAGAGAAAUAGGAAAUUGUGCAGACUACUUCUUGUUUGUUGACGGCGGCAUGACGUCGAACUUGGACAAUCGCAUAGUUAGAGAAGGUUGGCUUUGGAAAAGAGGGGAACAUAUAAAAAAUUGGAGGAAGAGGUAUUUUAUUUUACGUUCUGAUGGAACUUUUCUUGGCUACAAGUCAAGACCGGAUCCUUUGACAAUAAGAGAGCCUCUAAAUAACUUUACAGUCAUCAAUUGCCAAGUUAUGCCUCAAGAAAAAGUGCGUGCAAACGCCUUUUGCAUUAGAGGUUUGCAAUUAACCGUUAUUGUAGAACGUUUGUUUGCCGUUGACACAUCGACUGAAAAGGAUGACUGGAUUGAAGAUAUACGUAAAGUAUCUGAAAGCUUGAAAGAUAAAAUGGAAGUCGAUGAACCGAGAAUGACCCGAAAGAUUGGAUUGGAAGAUUUUGAGUUUUUAAAAGUUCUUGGUAAAGGAACAUUUGGAAAAGUUAUAUUAUGCAGACAAAGAGAUUCUAAUCAAUUUUACGCUAUCAAGAUUUUGAAGAAGAGUGUCAUUAUUAAGAAAGAUGAAGUAACACACACUCUAACAGAGAAUCGUGUCUUACAGAGAUCAAAUCACCCGUUUUUGACGCAAUUGAAAUAUUCAUUUCAAACCCAAGAUCGUCUUUGCUUUGUCAUGGAAUAUGUUAACGGUGGGGAAUUAUUUUUCCAUUUGUCCAAGGACCGGUAUUUUGACGUUGACCGAACACGAUUCUAUGGCGCGGAAAUCAUUUCAGCGUUAGAAUACCUGCAUAAAAAUGAUAUAAUAUACAGGGAUUUAAAACUGGAAAAUUUACUCCUGGACAAAGACGGUCAUAUUAAAAUAGCCGAUUUUGGUUUAUGCAAGGAAGAAAUGAACUAUGGUGCCUCCACUAAAACGUUUUGUGGGACUCCCGAAUAUUUAGCACCCGAAGUUUUAGAGGACAAUGAUUACGGUCGAGCUGUCGACUGGUGGGGAACUGGAGUAGUUAUGUAUGAAAUGAUGUGUGGGCGUCUGCCGUUCUAUAAUCGCGAUCAUGAAGUACUUUUCGAACUGAUUCUGUUGGAAGAUAUCUGCUUUCCUCGAAACAUGAAUGAGGACGCAAAGUCUUUAUUGUCUGGCCUCCUUGUGAAAAACCCUUCUAAGCGUCUGGGUGGAGGCGAAAGUGAUGCUGAGGAAGUUAAGCAUCAUAAAUUUUUUGAUGGCCUUAAUUGGGAUGAUCUUGUUGCAAAGAAUAUUAAGCCUCCAUUUAAGCCGGAGGUAGAUUCUGAUACUGAUACACGAUAUUUUGAUCAGCAAUUUACUGAGGGAGAAAGUGUUGAGUUAACUCCACCUUCAUCUCACCACGACUUGAAUGCAAUAGCUGAGGAAUCGGAUAUUCCAUACUUUGAAUCGUUCAGCUUUCACGGAAGCCGCGGAAGUUUAAAUCCUGAUCGAUGCUUUUAA
Dimorphilus gyrociliatus is the source of this 1803-nucleotide messenger RNA. NCBI's taxonomy places the organism in Eukaryota, Metazoa, Annelida, Polychaeta, Dinophilidae. The record is from the annotation of a GenBank genome assembly.